Messenger RNA from Psilocybe cubensis, 3381 nucleotides. RefSeq lists its product as uncharacterized. Lineage: Eukaryota; Fungi; Basidiomycota; Agaricomycetes; Agaricales; Agrocybaceae. The transcript has 6 exons. Bases 1 to 3381 code for a protein of 1126 amino acids. The record is from RefSeq and is a predicted model, not a curated record.
AUGUCCAAGACGCCAUUUUCCAAAGAAGAUGAGCAGAAUUUAGUGCAAUACAUCGCAGAAGAGAGGCCCGUACCUAAAAACCGAUUGGGAAACAAGCUUUAUCAACAACUGGUCGAAAAUGCAGGAAAUCGAUGGCCAUGGGCCAAGCGGCAUUCAUGGAUGUCCUGGCGAGAACAUUACAAGAAGAAUCAAGAGUUGUUUGAUAACAAAAUCAAAAAGUACCAGAGGAGUAAACGUCAGGAAACGCGGGCUAGAUCGAUUCAGCAGGCGGGGGACCAGGAGGAAGAGGAGCCAGAGCAGCAGAAUGCAAUAUCUGCUACCAAUGGCAGAUCGGCCAAGGUCACUGUGAAACGAGAGCCAGAGGAGCUGAAUACUGUGCCGCCAAAACCUACUUCGGAUGCAAGGGCCCAGAAAAUCACGUCGACGCGGGAGGAAGGCGCGAAAACCUCUUCAUCAAAGGAGUUAAAAGGCAAGGGAACUACAAAUUAUGCAGAAACUACAGAGAAAACAACCAAACCCGCCGCGUCGAAGUCGAAAUCUGCCUCACAUGCGAGAUCACAGGCGGCCCCGGCGGCGUCAACGGGUGACAUUCGCACGAAAGGUUCUUCGUCCAAACAGAAACCCUCAUCACGACCAGCAGAACCCGUAAUACAACAAAAACAAGAUGAACGUUUGGAGACAGAGGAUGAACAACAUGUGUUGGGCGACGAAUCAGCGCAACAGCUCUCUGAAAACGAAAUGAUUGAAUUAUUUGGCUCGUAUGUUGAGGAGGAGGAGGAGGAAGAGGAGGAAGGAACUCGGGAAGAAGAAAUCAAUCCUACGAGAUCGAGCGUCGUGGCAGGCCCAAACGAGGACGCACACAGCGACGUUGAAAUUCAGGAGCACCAGCCCGUCGUGGAAGAUAUGAUUGAUGAUCCCAAACCACAGUUACCAGGCGCUUUCGACGUCCAACCACGAGUGCUUUAUCCAGUGCUAGAUGCUUCAGAAGCUAAAAGAAGUCGUUUAAAACCUGCCCAACGCCCUCGACCUCGGCUGAAGCAACAUAAAGAAGAUCCAUUCGAAACCCCUUCGGAGUCGCCGCCAAACCCUCCACGACAAUCUGCCGCACAGACAGUCCCCCUUACAAAAAAGUUGCCAGUCCUGGAGGAAGGUGCUUUUCGGACUACUUUUAAGCGCAGUCGCGCUCGUGUCGACAACGACGACGACGACGACGAAGAAGAGGCCCGCCCAUGGCCCCCCAAGCGCAGCAAGAAGGAGCGCGAUGCUGCGAAGCAAGCCUCCGAAGCUGCCACUUUCACUCGCCCCCAACAAGUUGUUCAAGUGAAUGCAGUAGCAUCUUCUUCCAAAACGAUGCUGUCUCCUACCAUUUCCGCCGCCGACGCUCCCGCCGUUAUCCCGCGGACCUACUCUGAGCCUUCACUUGGCAAUGACGUGUCGGAUCGAUCUUCGCCGACGAAACAACCUGGUGUCGGUGAUACAGCUAAUUCAAGAUCUUCUACCAACAUGCAGCAAAGUGUUAUCUUGAGUGCUAAACAACAAGGCCGCACUUCGUCCCCGGUGCUGAAACCAUCCAUCAGCAAAAUCAACAAUGAAAUCACCACAACUGUAUCCUCGACCACUCGCACUCGCGCCGACCAUCGCCAAUAUAGUCUGCCCUCUAAACCUUCUUCUGACGCCGAUCCAUUCACUGCCAAGAAUCAGCAACUAAAACAGCAACAGUACCGUGUUUCAGAGAAAGCUGCUGGAAAAGCUCGCGCCGCUGACGAGUCUUAUGUUAUUGGUGACGAGAAUGAGAGUCCUGGGGAAACACGCCGCAUCGACCUCCACCAAAAGGCGCUGCUGAAGCGGCAUCGGCUAGCGAACAACCAGGCGCGCGCGUCCCGUCCAAGCUCUGUGCUCAGCUCGCGCGGCUCGCUGUCUCUGAGCCCGAAGAGGGACCAUUCGCGCAAGUCGAACUCGCUGCGCAAGUCUAUCUCUGAACUCGACUUGCCUGAUGAUGAUACGAGAGAAUUUUUGCUCGCUGCAGCUGAGAGUACAGCUGAUGCUCUGCAGAAGAUGGUGGAGGACUACGGAUUCCCCAUUGAGGAUGUCGAGGAGGCGUUCAAAAAGACCAAGAGCCUCAGGAAGACGGAGCUCUUUUUGAAGCAGCUCCGCCGAGAUAUGGAUCAGUUGCAACAGGAGAUGCUGGAAAAACAAAAAGCGCUGUAUGCGCGGAUUAAUUUCUUCGCUGGUCAGGAUGGUGGAAAUGACUCGGAUAACGAUGUGCCCUAUGGACUGGUGAAGCGGGUCUCUAUCGCUGGCAAGGCUAGUGGGAAGAGCAGUACCCGCAGCUCUCCCCGCAAGAGCAAAAGCAAACGGCCAAGUCUCAACAUCAAGCCUAUUCUUACAGAUGAGGAGGUGGUAUCUGAUUAUUCCCCGCCCGGCUCCUCCCGCGCGGGGCAGUUCGCGAGACUUGUUCGACAAGGGCGCAAGAAAGAGGCGAUCGAGCGUGAACAGCGUCGUGCCAGCGGUGUAUUCAUUCCGCCGAGUCAGCAUGGGGGUGGUGGUCGGACCAGACAGAGUCUGCUGUCCAGGGAGAUUCCUGUCACUCCUACUCCCCACCCGCGCGACGCCGUGCCGAUGGAUAUAGAUGAUAGUCCUGCCGCGCAGGAUCGAAACGUCAUGGAUCAAGAUGACGACGACGACGAUAUGUAUGUGCAUACCGACGAGGAGAAGGGUGAUGCUGCGCCGCAACGGCUGUCGUCUGAAAACGAACAUGCGAGUGAUCAUGAAAACGAGCAAGAUCAUGAAGCUGACGACGAGUUUGAACCCAGUCAGCAAACUCAACAAAUCAGGCAAGAAUAUCUCUCGCGCUUCCCCGAUCGGGAAGAGGAGCCACAGGAGGAAGAGGAUGAACAGGAUGAAGACGCUCCAGCCGCUACCCAACCACCACUCCCAUCCCCAUCCCCAGAACAUGAACCUGCCGAAAACGAGCAAGAUCAUGAAGCUGACGACGAGUUUGAACCCAGUCAGCAAACUCAACAAAUCAAGCAAGAAGAUCUCUCGCGCUUCCCCGAUGGGGAAGAGGAUGAACAGGAUGAACAGGAUGGAGACGCGCCAGCCGCUACCCAACCACCACCCCCAUCCCCAUCCCCAGAACAUGAACCUGCCGAUGCACGCGACCGUAUCAAAGCACUCGCCCAACAAGCGCAGGCCAAACAUCCAGCACUGGCACUGCAAUACCGUAUUCUGGUGAAAAACCUCAGCGCAGAGAAUGCUGAUGAAAUGCGGCAGUUUGAGGCCAGGAAUGAUCCUGACUUUUUGAGAUUAAUGUCCCUCCAGCUAAUUGGAGAGCUUGCGGACAAGUACCGUGAAGAGGGGCUUUCCACGCCGGAGAAAUGA